CUGGGAGCGGAUCCAUCCCUGUAGCAACGGGUGUUGGUGUCAUUACAAGUACGACAUCCGCCACCGCGGGGUGGUGGACGCCUACGUCGACGAUCGCCACGGCAGCGGCCAACACCGACGUGUUAUCAGAAUAUAUCAUAUCUAUGGGCCAUGGGCUCUGCAAGACGUCCCAUAACAGGGUAAUUCUACUUGAAAAAACUACGUAUAGUAACUGGAAUAGUUAAGCGCCGUGGCAUGAACAACGGAAAGGAUGGCGAAGAUGGGGGGACUAGUGGCAGCGCGAGAGUCCAUCGAGGGGACACGAAGAACAUUAUUUAGUUCCGUUGGAGUGUACCGCGCGAGUGCAGGGAUUAGAAGCAAGGUGACACAGCCGCGUCAUCUGUUGGAUGUUUAACCUUUUUUACCUGGGCUCGGGCUAUGCGCUUUAGCCGGCCGUUCCCACAAGAAGCCAUCAGCCGCCGACUCACCCAGAUACGCGGACUUGGUGAAACGGGAAAUCAUUUUUGAUACGCGCCACGAUGAAUCAGCUCUGCAGGGUCUGCGGAGAGCCGGCCGCGGGUUUUCACUUCGGGGCCUUCACGUGCGAAGGUUGCAAGUCGUUCUUCGGGCGCACCUACAACAACCUGGGCAGCAUCUCCGAAUGCAAGAACGGUGGCGUGUGCGUGAUCAACAAGAAGAAUCGCACUGCGUGUAAAGCUUGCCGGUUGAGGAAGUGUCUGAUGGUGGGUAUGUCGAAGUCGGGUUCCCGCUACGGACGCCGCUCCAACUGGUUCAAAAUCCACUGCCUCCUCCAGGAACAGUCGCACCAGGCUCAAACGCGCCUCAUCAAAGACCCAAAGUCCGCGUACGAGAAGGCGUUCGGCUCGUUGGACGUGGCGAACAAUAACAACAACAAUAACGAGAAUCCUGGUACAACGAGUGCCACUAGCGUCGUGGGUAUCGUCACGACGACAACCACCACCGCGAAUAGUUACCAUCACCACCAUCAUCAGCACCAUCAGGACAGGUUUCCAAAAAGAGACGACCUGAGGCCACAGGAUAUUCCUGCUCAAUUAAGGGCACCGGAUAUUCCAGCAAGAGCCAGCCAGGAUCCUCUAUUGAGGCCGAUGGACCUGGUCAGGGCACCUCACGAAUUACUCAGGCCGGAAGUGUCCAGGUUUCCCAUGUGGAGAGGACCGCCGUUCUUUCAUCCAGCUCUUACACACAUGCAGCUAUUAAACACGCCAUUUUUCCCGUUCCAACAACGAUUCAUAGUCCCCUAUGUGAACCAGGUUGGCACACCACAAAUGGUAGCUAGCCUAACGAGUUCUUCGAGCGAUAGCGUGAGUCCUAGGUCGACACCGUCGCCUAAAAGGGACGAUGACAAUCGAAGUGCCCGUGACGAGUGCAGAGAAGUGGACGGAGGUUGUCAAAGGAGUCAAAUAGAAGCAUACGAUAAGAGUCUAGCGUUUCUGCGUUCUUUGGGUCCAGAGCAGGAAGAACCGAUCGACUUGAGUAUGAAGGCUGGCAAGAUGGACGGGCAAGAGGUGGAUGCGACUGGUGGUAGCACGGAAGAGGAAAGGUCGACGGACAGCGAGGACAACGAGCUGCUACAGGACACGGGGCCGCCCCUCGAUCUCACUAGAAAGACGUGACCCUGCUCGGCCAGCUCGCGGACAGCUUUCGAUAGGAACUGGACUGGUUGGUGUUGAAUCGUCGCUCGAAGGCGUUGCUCGGAGAGCUGCCAGCCUCUUUCGCGCACAGAGACUCAUAUUGUUGUCCUUUCGCGGGGAUGAGGAGAUGACUUACGCGACGUUUGCUGGAGAUCUUGGGGAGAGUAAAGAUCUUGCGGAGAACGUGGAAGGAAAACGCUUUUCGUCGAAUAAGGACAAGACGAAACGAAGAUGGAGAAGGCGUUGAAGGACUGGUAAAAAAUUAGAGAAUCGAAUGAAAUAAUGCGAAAAUAUUGGCACGGAUAUAAAGGAGAGAUAUCUGGUAUGAGAAAUCUACAAGAUGGAAAGGGUGAAAUAACGGAUGGACAGCGACAGUAGGAGAAGUACGGAAGAGCGGACGUCACCAGCCUUACAUUGCACGAAUGACUUUACGAUCAGCGAUCGGGUCGACGUAAAAUUGCUCAAGCCCUCGGUAUUAGCCGACAGACAUACACGGUCCCUUUGGUCGGCUACAGCUUCGCCAGGUGUUCGUUGACGAAGUAGCCGAAGAUCGGCUCGAUACAUCCUUACAACGAGACAGACGAUUGUGCCUUAACCGGUGCCUUUCAGCUCUCAUACAUGUUCGAGUGCACGAGAUGGAGAAUAUAUAUAUGUAUGUGCGUGUGCGUGUGUGUGUGUGUGUUUGUAAGUGAGAGAGAGAGAGAGAGAGAGAGAGUGCCAGUAAAAACCACGUGAUAGUUUAACGUUAAAUAAUAACCGCGCUAACGUACGCGUGUAACGAGUUCGUACGCAGGUACGGACACAUGUAUGUAUUAUAUAUUAUGUCUGUGCGUGUGAUGCGUUCGAUAUUUUUGUUCUUUCGUGUAAACGCGUCUGGAGAACCGCGAAGUAAGCGAGAGUGUUCGAGAGACGCACGAAAGCCCCGUUUCUAUCUCUCGACGCUCGGGAAUGGCCAGUGUUUCGUUAAGCCGCAUCGAGAUUUCUUUUAUUUAUGUCGAGCCUUAUUUAACGCGAUUUUAAUUACUCGUUAAUCUGUCAGUCUCACGAAUACGUCGGUGUGCACGUCUUUUCUCCUGGAAUGUCAAACACAACGGUCUUUGUUUUAAUUUUCACGUUAGAAGAUCGUAACUCGUUAUGGAGACUACAAUGUGAAUUGCAGAUGUAGAUGAAAAAUAAAAAGUCACGAAGCUAGAGGAAGGAAUGGGUGAUGAGGAUUAGACGAUAGGCGUACAAACACUCGGUAGUGUUCGACGAAAAAAUACGAAGUAAAAUAAAGAAUAUUGUAUAACCAA
Molecule: messenger RNA, 2944 nt
Organism: Bombus impatiens (common eastern bumble bee)
Lineage: Eukaryota; Metazoa; Arthropoda; Insecta; Hymenoptera; Apidae
Product: nuclear hormone receptor family member nhr-25-like
Exons: 4
Coding region: 519-1634 (371 amino acids)
Biological process (GO): regulation of DNA-templated transcription
Molecular function (GO): DNA-binding transcription factor activity; zinc ion binding; sequence-specific DNA binding
Source: RefSeq, a predicted model, not a curated record